CAUCAGAAGAUUUGCUCGCUGAGUCCUUUUACCCGUCCUUGCUUCCAAGCCGAGGGCAAUUUUCGAUCCGCUUCACGAUCUCUUACCUUACCUUACCUCCGUCCUACUAGCUCAUCGGAUUCUCUCCUGUAGACAUGGCGAUGGCUACACUAGCUGCAGCUCGUCGAGUCGCUGCUCUCGGCCGAGUUUCAUCCCCCGCCACAUCCGUUCAGGCUGCGUCUCUCGUUCCCCGCCGCGGCCUCGCCGGCGCUGCAGAUCACCAUGGGCCACCGAAGGUGAACUGUUGGAGCCAACCAACGAAUCCAGCUCAGUGGAAGGAAGAGCACUUUGUAAUUGUCUCUCUCACUGGUUGGGCUCUCCUUAUUGGUGGUAGCUACAAGUUCUUCACCAAAGGCAAGAAGGAAGAGGUAACUUUACUCUUGCCUUCAAAUGUGAGAGUUGAUUUAGUCUUUUACAAUGUGGGUGUUGAUGUCGACCUAAAAGCAACGUUCUUCUUUUCUCUUUGAUGUAAUGUGUGUGUUUUGGGUCAAAUUUUAUGAACCUAAUUGUUGUCUUUACCUUUGGAUUUGAGGUCAUGAUUAGUCAGUUAACUUCUGCAGUUUUAACAGUAGCUUUAGA
Linum tenue is the source of this 618-nucleotide messenger RNA. Lineage: Eukaryota; Viridiplantae; Streptophyta; Magnoliopsida; Malpighiales; Linaceae. The record is from the annotation of a GenBank genome assembly.